GAAACUACAUCAGCUAUACUACCUCUCUGCUUCAGGAAAAACAUGUGAAGGAGAUUGUCAUGAAAGCAAUGGGACAGGCAAUCAGCAAGACAGUAGCCAUUGCAGAGAUCAUAAAGAAAAGGAUGCCCCGGUUACAUCAAGAUACUGCCAUCAGUUCAGUCAGCAUAAUUGAUGUAUGGGAACCCAUUGAGGAAGGAGUUGAGAAGUAAUUAUCUUGUUAUUUUUGCCUUUGUUAAUGUAUUGCCCUGAUUCUGUGCCAUAUACAUCUGAGUAUUGAUAUAUGAUGUAGUGCGGAGAUGACUCACCAGGUCUCAAUGAUUUCAAUUACCUUUUGAUUAGGAGAGCUAAACCAAAAUUCCCCUAGGUAAGUUUAUAUGAUAUACUUGUUGCAAUUGACAUCUGAGGCCAUUGUUUUAUCUUUUAUGUGAAGAGAAACAACUAUGAGUCAUUUUUCUUUAUGUAGUUGUCAUAUUUGAUGUUUAGAAGCCUGUAUGUUAGUAUUUGGGGUUUGGGCAUGUUAAUGGCCUUUGAUGGAAGUAGCUUAUAUAUUACUUCAUUUUUUUUUUUUCCUUGGAAUGACUUGAAAAUUGCAAUAGGUACCAAGCUCCGAAUUAUGUUGAAAAGCCAUAGAAUCGCUAUCAACAGCAGCAACCACCUAAACAAGCUCGUAUUCCAUACAAUGUUGGUAAUCAAGGUGACACCAAAAG
Messenger RNA from Rubroshorea leprosula, 707 nucleotides. The record is from the annotation of a GenBank genome assembly. NCBI's taxonomy places the organism in Eukaryota, Viridiplantae, Streptophyta, Magnoliopsida, Malvales, Dipterocarpaceae.